AUGGAGUUAAUUGUUCUCAAUCUGCCAUGUUUACAGGAGAGUUAUGUCAAGAAUAUUUUCCAAUUUCUUCAGAAAUAUUCUAAAAGAGGAGAUCUUCUGGACGAUCAUGCUACCCCUGUUCCGGACGAUUUAGCUUUUACUGAGGAAGGUAGUCCAUACGAUCUCGCUAUCACCGAAAAAGAUGUUCGGGACGAUCUAGCUAUCCAUGAAACUGGUGUUCCGGCCGAUCUAGGGGUCCAUGAUGAAGGUGUUCCGAACGAUCUAGAUAUCCCUGAAGGAGGUGUUCCGAACGAUCUAGCUAACUCAAAAGCUAACUCAAAAGCUGAAGUUCAAGGCAAUUACAUCUUCAACGAUUGCAAGGAUCUAGUGGUAUCUUCUAGUAGAUGCGGAAAUCGCACAUUAAAAUAUUCAUAA
Molecule: messenger RNA, 414 nt
Organism: Lottia gigantea (owl limpet)
Lineage: Eukaryota; Metazoa; Mollusca; Gastropoda; Lottiidae
Exons: 2
Coding region: 1-414 (137 amino acids)
Source: RefSeq, a predicted model, not a curated record